Molecule: messenger RNA, 3202 nt
Organism: Ochotona curzoniae (black-lipped pika)
Lineage: Eukaryota; Metazoa; Chordata; Mammalia; Lagomorpha; Ochotonidae
Gene: BRSK1
Product: BR serine/threonine kinase 1
Exons: 19
Coding region: 400-2742 (780 amino acids)
Biological process (GO): protein phosphorylation; intracellular signal transduction; microtubule cytoskeleton organization
Cellular component (GO): cytoplasm
Molecular function (GO): ATP binding; protein serine/threonine kinase activity; tau-protein kinase activity
Source: RefSeq, a predicted model, not a curated record
GGAUGGUGAUGUCAGCGUGCCGGAGAGAAAGGACGAGGUGGCGGGGGGAGGCGGAGAGGAGGAGGAGGCGGAGGAGAGAGGGCGCGUGGGGGGCGGGGGGGACCUCGGCCCGCAGCAUCCGCUGGCCCGCACCUCGGACCCCCCCCAGCGGCGGGAGGCGCAGCCAGGGGGGGCCGGCCGCACCCGGGCUGGGCAGGGGGGGCUGCGCAGCCCCCCCGGGCCAUGCUGACUCCCGGGGCCUGACCCCCCCUCCCCCGCCCAGGGGGGGCCCAGCCCAGCCCCCUGGGGACCCCCGGAGAAGUGGGGGGCAGUCGGGGGGGCCGGAGCGGAGCGGUCGCCGGCCCCCACCGGAGGGACGGGGCGACCGGCCGCAGGGGGGGCCGGGGGACCAAGGGCACCAUGUCGUCUGGGGCCAAGGAGGGGGGCGGGGGCUCCCCUGCCUACCACCUCCCACACCCACACCCACACCCACCCCAGCAUGCCCAGUAUGUGGGCCCCUAUCGGCUGGAGAAGACGCUGGGCAAAGGACAGACAGGGCUGGUUAAACUUGGGGUCCACUGUAUCACGGGUCAGAAGGUUGCUAUCAAGAUUGUGAACCGGGAGAAGUUGUCAGAGUCCGUGCUAAUGAAGGUGGAGCGAGAGAUCGCCAUCCUGAAGCUCAUCGAACACCCGCACGUGCUCAAGCUCCAUGACGUCUACGAGAACAAGAAAUAUUUGUACCUGGUUCUGGAACACGUCUCUGGGGGAGAGCUCUUCGACUACCUGGUGAAGAAGGGAAGGCUGACACCCAAGGAGGCUCGCAAGUUCUUCCGGCAGAUCGUGUCAGCCCUGGACUUCUGCCACAGCUACUCCAUCUGCCACAGGGACCUGAAGCCCGAGAACCUGCUGCUGGACGAGAAGAACAACAUUCGCAUCGCGGACUUUGGCAUGGCCUCCCUGCAGGUGGGGGACAGUCUGCUGGAGACCAGCUGCGGGUCACCCCAUUAUGCGUGUCCCGAGGUGAUUAAGGGCGAGAAAUACGACGGCCGCCGGGCAGACAUGUGGAGCUGUGGGGUCAUCCUCUUCGCCCUGCUCGUGGGGGCGCUGCCCUUCGACGACGACAACCUGCGCCAGCUGCUGGAGAAGGUGAAGCGCGGCGUCUUCCACAUGCCCCACUUCAUCCCGCCGGACUGCCAGAGCCUCCUGAGGGGGAUGAUCGAGGUGGAGCCGGAGAAGAGGCUCAGUCUGGAGCAGAUUCAGAAACAUCCUUGGUACCUGGGCGGGAAACAUGAGCCGGACCCAUGCCUGGAGCCGGCCCCAGGCCGCCGGGUAGCCAUGCGGAGUCUGCCUUCCAACGGAGAACUGGACCCUGAUGUGCUGGAGAGCAUGGCUUCCCUGGGAUGCUUUAGGGACCGCGAGCGGCUGCACCGCGAGCUGCGCAGCGAAGAGGAGAACCAGGAAAAGAUGAUCUACUAUCUGCUUCUGGAUCGGAAGGAGCGGUAUCCCAGCUGUGAGGACCAGGACCUGCCUCCCCGGAAUGACAUUGACCCACCCCGGAAGCGUGUGGACUCUCCCAUGCUGAGCCGGCAUGGGAAACGACGGCCAGAACGCAAGUCCAUGGAGGUCCUGAGCAUCACGGACGCCGGGGGCGGUGGCUCCCCAGUGCCCACCCGGCGGGCCUUGGAGAUGGCCCAGCACAGCCAGAGAUCCCGGAGCGUCAGCGGUGCGUCCACUGGCCUGUCCUCCAGCCCUCUCAGCAGCCCAAGGAGUCCUGUCUUUUCCUUCUCGCCGGAGCCUGGGACUGGAGAUGAGGCCCGAGGUGGGGGCUCCCCGACUUCCAAAACACAGACGCUACCUUCUCGGGGUCCCAGGGGUGGGGGCGCUGGGGAGCAGCCCCCGCCCCCAAGCGCCCGCUCCACACCCCUGCCCGGCCCUCCAGGCUCCCCGCGCUCCUCAGGGGGCACCCCCUUGCACUCGCCUCUGCACACGCCCCGAGCCAGUCCGACCGGCACACCUGGGACAACCCCGCCGCCCAGCCCAGGCGGCGGCGUCGGGGGAGCCGCCUGGCGGAGUCGUCUCAACUCCAUCCGAAACAGCUUCCUGGGCUCCCCUCGCUUUCACCGGCGCAAGAUGCAGGUCCCCACCGCGGAGGAGAUGUCCAGCUUGACGCCAGAGUCCUCUCCGGAGCUGGCCAAGCGGUCCUGGUUUGGGAACUUCAUCUCGCUGGACAAAGAAGAGCAGAUCUUCCUCGUGCUCAAGGACAAGCCUCUCAGCAGCAUCAAAGCGGACAUUGUCCAUGCCUUCCUGUCGAUCCCCAGCCUGAGUCACAGCGUGCUCUCACAGACCAGCUUCAGGGCCGAGUACAAGGCCAGCGGCGGCCCCUCCGUCUUCCAGAAACCCGUCCGCUUCCAGGUGGACAUCAGUUCCUCCGAGGGCCCAGAGCCCUCCCCGCGGCGGGACAGCAGCAGUGGUGGAGGUGGCGGCAUCUACUCGGUCACAUUUACACUCAUCUCUGGCCCCAGCCGCCGGUUCAAGCGUGUGGUGGAGACCAUCCAGGCCCAGCUGCUGAGCACGCAUGACCAGCCCUCCGUGCAGGCCCUGGCAGAUGAGAAGAAUGGGGCUCAGACUCGGCCUGCCGGCACCCCACCCCGAAGCCUGCAGCCCCCACCCAGCCGCCCAGACCCAGAGCUGAGCAGCUCCCCCCGCCGAGGGCCCCCCAAGGACAAGAAGCUCCUGGCCACCAAUGGGACCCCUUUGCCCUGACCCCAGGGGGCUGGGGAAGGAGGGGAGCUCCCUCCACCCCCUUCCCUGCCCCCCAACUGUGAAUCUGUAAAUAAGGCCCAAGGAGUUAAGACGGGAGGGUGGGGACACACACUGUCCGACCUUGCCCUGCCGGGAUGAGCUCCAGGGCGGGGCCGUGCCCAGUGGGGGGAGGCUUGGGGGAACGGGCGGGGGAGUUGUUUCUAUUUUAUUUAUUGAUUAAUUUAUUAUUUUAUUUAUUGAUCUCUCAGUGGGGUGGGGUGGGGGAGGGACGGGAGCUGGUUGGGGCGGCUUAGCAGAUCCGGACAGGGCCCUCUGUCCCUGUCAUCCCCAACUCUCCCCUCCCUGGGCCCCUCGCCUCCCUUCCCCCACCCCGACAACCUUCUGUACGGAUUUGCUUUUCCGGAAGGAAUUCUGGUUUCGCGUGAUCCUGCCUGCGUCCGUGUCUCUGAUUCCACCGGCG